UAUUUUCUCCUGCUGGCAAGAGGAAGUUUGGUGUGCUGGAGAGAGCAACAGUAAAGCUAACUCUCCUUGGCUGGCACAGCAAUAGGCUUACCUCCUUGGAAGACUGCACGUUCUUGUAGUGUGUUAUUAUGUUGCCAAAGAUGCCUAUUAUGCAGAAGAGCAGGAGCACUUUGCCCUUCUCGUCACUUUUUGAACUUUGACCGCUUGGUCAGGAUUGAUUAUAAACCCAGGUGCUAAUUAUGCUGCUUCUCAUUUCACCGAACAGAGGUGUGUUGGCAAUGCUUCUGUGCUGUGGCCAGUGUCUCUAGGACAAGACCUGUGAAGUAAAAUGGUUGAGGAGGAAGCUAAGAGCUCACCUAUGGAGCUGAGUGAGAAGAGGGGUGUGGAGAACAAUGGAUUUGUUCAAAAUGAGGCUUCUGAGGACAAGGAGACCAACCCCAGUACCCAAGAAGAAAUGCCAAAAGCAUGCAUUGUUGAUGCAGACCCAGCAGCUAUGGAGGAGCCGGUGCUGAAGCCCUAUGCAGGGAUGCCGAAGGAAGUCUUGCUGAAGUUCUCCAGCCAAGCCCGGUACAGAGUCACCAGGGAGAUCCUCUUCUGGCUCAUAAUUGCCACUGCUGUCCUGCUUGUGGGUGCCACGAUUGCCAUUAUUGCUCUGUCUCCAAAGUGCCUCGACUGGUGGCAGGCUGGUCCUAUUUAUCAGAUCUAUCCUCGUUCCUUCAAGGACAGCAACAUGGAUGGGAAUGGGGAUCUGAAAGGUAUCCAAGAAAAACUGGACCAUAUUACAUAUUUGAAUGUAAAAACUAUCUGGAUCACCUCUUUCUAUAAAUCCCCCUUAAAAGACCUUGGAUAUGGUGCUGAAGACUUCUAUGAUGUUGAUCCCAUGUUUGGAUCGAUGAGCGAUUUUGAGAACCUGCUUGCAGCCAUACAUGACAGAGGGCUAAAAGUGAUAAUGGAUUUAAUACCAAACCACACCAGCGACAAACACCAGUGGUUCCAGCUGAGCCGCAAUCGCACUGGCAAGUACACGGACUACUACAUCUGGCAGGACUGUGGGCAUGCUGCGGGUUCAGUCAUUCCCCCAAACAACUGGGUGAGUGUCUAUGGGGAUUCCAGCUGGCAGUUUGACGAUGUGAGACAGCAGUGUUAUUUUCAUCAGUUUGGGAAAGAACAGCCAGACUUAAACUUCCGCAACCUCGCUGUCCAACAAGAAAUCCAUGACAUUAUCAAAUUUUGGCUUGGCAAAGGAAUUGAUGGAUUUAGUUUCAGCGCUGUUAAAUUUCUUCUGGAAGCAAAGCAUCUCCGAGAUGAGCCUCUAGUGAACAAGUCCCAGAAUCCAGAGAAUAUCACAGCCUAUUCGCAACUCUACCAUGACUACACGACCACACAAGUUGGUAUGCAUGAUAUCAUCCGUAGCUUCCGUCACACUAUGAAUCAGUACAGCAGUGAACCUGGCCGAUACAGAUUUAUGGGUUCUGAUGGUGAUGAAAAGGAAGACAUGGAAGCAACAAUGAUGUAUUAUGGAACAACUUUUGUCCAAGAAGCAGAUUUUCCCUUCAAUGUCAACCUAAUUAACAUGAAAAAUCUAUCAGGCAACAGUAUUUUUGAAGCUGUCGAUUUGUGGAUGAAAAACAUGCCUGAAGGGAAAUGGCCAAACUGGGCGGUUGGAAGCCCCAGUGCCGCUCGGCUUUCAUCUCGGAUUGGGAGGGAGUACGUCAAUGUUAUGAACAUGUUGCUUUUAACCCUCCCUGGUACUCCAGUAACUUACUACGGUGAAGAAAUAGGCAUGCAGAACAUCGCAUCAGAAAUUGUGACCUUUCCAGAGAAAUCCCCCAUGCAGUGGGAUGGCAAACCUAAUGCUGGUUUUACUGAGGGCAACAGUAGCUGGUUACCUGUUAACCCUGACUACGAAAGUGUCAAUGUUGAAAUCCAGAUGACGUGGUCCAACUCAACCCUGAAUUUGUACAGAGAGCUAACUUCACUUCGCAAUGAUGAGCUCCCCAUCCAUCGGGGCUGGAUGUGCUACAUCUGGAAUGACAGCAAUGUUUUUGUGUACGUGAGGGAACUGGAUGGGUUACACAGAGUCUUUAUGAUGGUUCUCAAUUUUGGGCAGGAAUCAACAAUAGACCUGAAAGCUGUUGUUCCUAACCUUCCAUCUGAAGCUACUAUAAGACUAAGUACUAAUUUUAGCAAUGCUGGUAAAGCUGUCAAUACCAAACAAAUUAAAACUGAAAUGGGAGAAGGCCUCAUCCUUGAAUAUAAAACGGCAAAGCCUGUUCACACUAUGGAAGCUUUUGAAGGAAAUUGUUUUGUGGCAGAAAAAGCUUGUUAUUCCAGUGCCUUCAAUUUACUCUAUGCAACCUGUUAAGUGCAGGAGCAGAAUAACCAAGCUUUUAUGUUGAUUUAGAAAAUGUUGGUUUCAGCGAAGUGUUAAAAAAAUUUCAUUUUGUCUUUUAAAACUUCGUCUGUGUACAAAAUAAACAUCCUGAAAAGAAAUGAAAAUUAAAGCAGAAAAAUAAAAAAUAUCUGGAAUUAAAGCAGAUAUCUGAUGGUCUUGCAUCUGUACUGGUGACGUAAAAGAGACAGUAUGGUACAGAUGCCCCCUUAGAGUCUGUGGAGAAGAAAAGUAAACCCGUCACAAAAAACUGUCCUGUUAGAGUGCAUGUGCUUCUGUGAGGAAAUUGAACUGGUGCUUCCUGGGUGCUGCCCUUAUGGUUGCUGGUCAUUAAGAGCUCCUGUGGAAUCCAAAGCCUGUGGCAGUUCAUGAAGUAACUUUAAAAAAGGCUGUAGAUUUGUAAAACGUACUCUAAAGGGGUGGCCCUGUAUUUAUUAAAAUAGGUAAAAGCAAGCAAGACUAAUAUAUAAAGUCAUGAUGGCUUACCUCUUCUCUCAACUCUAACAGCUCUGAUUAUCCUCAAAAUUAGUAAGAACAACAAUAAAAUAUAGCAAAUAUGUCCAAUUCUACACUCAGGACUGCAUUUCCAACUGAUUCUCUCACACUCCCUCUCUUCCCCCCACUUCCCCUGCUGAAUUAGAGUGCAUUUGCUUUCCCCGAUUCCUUUUUCUACCCAAGUAGGUAGGUGAGGUGGGCAUGCGUUAGCUCAGAGUAAGCAACUGAAACAACUCUACUGAAUGUCACACGUUCACAGGUUUUGAUCUGCACUGAGUGUACCUACAGUGCACCUGCAGUGACACAAAGGAAGGAUAAGCAUUUGACUUAGUGCAACCUGUUUUGGACACAGGGGUGAUCUGGGGAACUCUAUUUCAGUUUGAGGACCUUAUGGCCUCCUAGUGUAUUUUUCACUAACUAGUGGUACCAUUAGCUGCCCCAAACAUCUGUCUUAACAAAUAAUGUGCAGCAGUUUGGCGCCUUGCUCAGAGGUCAGCUCAGUUAAGAAUCAGGCUGCUUCGGUGCGGCCAUUCUUUGUGUUUUAUCCUCUGGAGAAGCUCUGGCAUCUCCUUCUGGGGUGUUCCUCUUGUCUUCCAGAGGACUUUGUCACCUCUUUUUUUUUUUAAGAUUACCAUGCUAGCUAAGGUAACUGCAAGAUUUUGAAUCUACUCAGAUGAGAGAGUUCUGCUAAGAUUCCUGUUCCUGAAAGCUCAUUUCUUUUUUGCAGUUUGUCUGAUCCCACCAUAUGACAAGUACAUUACAGCUGCUGUGUAGCUAGGAAGGGCAAUAGUCAUCAUCAUCUAUGCAUGGGAAUUAGUUUUAGAAGACCCCAGUGAGACUUCUAAAUCAAAUACUUCUUGGGAGUUUUACUACCUUGUGUAAAAUGUGGUUUUGAAAUAGAGGUCUGAGACUGGCAAGGCUGUGAGCACAGAGUGCAUGUACUUCACAUGCUGGGCUUUACACACCAACCGCUGCGCUUCAGCACCGUUGUAACAGUGCUGCGCUGCUCAUGUAUGUGAACAGAACUGUACUGAACAUGUUGAUUAAUGCAGGUGAUUACUUCUGUAUUCUGGCAGGGGAGAAAUUCAGCUAUUAGUUUGUAUGUUUAUAAGCCAAUGCCACACCAACUUUGUCUUUGAAUUUGUCUGCUUAUGCCCACAAAGCAGGAAUCCAAGAGGAGCAAUCUCUGGAGAAGGUGUUCAUUUUUCAUAUAAAUAAAAAUCUGACCCAAAGUUCU
This is a messenger RNA of Strigops habroptila (Kakapo), 4124 nucleotides long. It is a transcript of the gene SLC3A1, whose product is annotated as solute carrier family 3 member 1. Bases 329 to 2365 code for a protein of 678 amino acids. NCBI's taxonomy places the organism in Eukaryota, Metazoa, Chordata, Aves, Psittaciformes, Psittacidae. The transcript is spliced from 10 exons. Gene Ontology annotation, biological process: carbohydrate metabolic process; amino acid transport. The record is from RefSeq and is a predicted model, not a curated record.